GCCCAAGAAGCCCUGCAGUUUAUAGAGAAGAAAGAGUACGAGAACGCAGCAAAUGCGCUGCCGGGCAAGUUCCACAGCGAGAAAAUCAUUUUAAAAUCUCUCAGCAAGAAAAUUCCUGCAAAGGUGGCAUUUAACAGGAUAAGAAGAGAAAAUAAAAUGAUGUAUCUCCACAGCUACCAGAGCAAGCUGUUCAAUGAUGUCCUGGAGCAGAGGCUGAUCAAGGGCUUAAAGAGCGAAGAGUACUGCACAGAAGAAAGCGUAAGCUCAAUCACGGGAAAUGGGGAUAUAACGGAAAAAGUAAAAACAACCACAGAGCCAAAAAUCGAAAAUAUUCUGAUUCCGCUCUACCCCACGCCAGAAGUAAACGAGAAUGCCCCGAGCCAGAAGGCAGGGAUGAAGGGAGGGUUUAGAAAGGCAGUUAUUAUCCCAGAUAACAUGGAAUACUCUGUAGCCAACAAUGUUUUGAGUCUUUCGUUCGAUCUUCCUCCAGGCACAUAUGCUACAAUGCUUGUUAAAGAGAUAGCACAAAAUGAAGUUAAUGAAGUCUCGUGGUAA
Messenger RNA from Nematocida minor, 555 nucleotides. RefSeq lists its product as uncharacterized. Gene Ontology annotation, biological process: pseudouridine synthesis. The transcript has a single exon. The annotation marks the transcript as partial. The record is from RefSeq and is a predicted model, not a curated record. Gene Ontology annotation, molecular function: RNA binding; pseudouridine synthase activity. NCBI's taxonomy places the organism in Eukaryota, Fungi, Microsporidia.